GGCAAGCCCCGCGGCUAGCCUGGCCGAGGCGCGAGGCCCUCCUCCCGUCUCUCCGCCUACUCCAACCUCCGCCGCCUCAGCAUCCCGAGCGAGCCUUGUGGCCGCCGGAACAGCUCCCGCGGCGGAGCAGGAGCCGGAUGGUCAGAGGAGCCCGGCAGUCCCAGCAGCCGCGGAGUCGCCUGGCCCCCAGACUGACUGGCACAGUGGAGAAACCACCUCGAAAAAGGAAAAGCAGGACUGAAUUUACUCUUAAAGAAACCAUGUCCUCUGGAGGUGCUGAAGAUGACAUCCCACAGGGAGAGCGGAAGACAGUUACAGAUUUCUGUUAUCUUUUGGAUAAAUCGAAGCAGCUGUUCAAUGGGUUAAGAGAUUUGCCGCAGUACGGACAGAAGCAGUGGCAGUCCUACUUUGGAAGAACUUUUGAUGUUUACACCAAACUCUGGAAAUUCCAGCAACAGCAUCGACAAGUCUUGGAUAAUCGGUACGGUUUGAAGCGGUGGCAAAUAGGGGAAAUUGCUUCCAAGAUUGGGCAGCUGUAUUACCACUAUUAUUUACGAACAUCUGAGACCAGCUAUCUGAAUGAGGCUUUCUCUUUCUACUCUGCGAUCAGACAGAGAUCAUACUACUCUCAAGUUAAUAAAGAGGACAGGCCUGAGUUGGUUGUUAAGAAACUCCGAUACUAUGCAAGAUUUAUAGUAGUUUGUCUUCUUCUUAACAAAAUGGAUGUAGUGAAAGAUCUGGUAAAGGAAUUAUCUGAUGAAAUUGAAGAUUAUACUCAUCGCUUUAAUACUGAAGAUCAAGUAGAGUGGAACCUGGUGCUUCAAGAGGUAGCAGCAUUUAUUGAGGCGGACCCUGUGAUGGUGUUAAAUGAUGAUAACACCAUUGUUAUCACAUCCAAUCGCCUCGCUGAAACAGGAGCUCCAUUGCUGGAGCAAGGCAUGAUUGUGGGACAGUUGUCUCUAGCUGAUGCACUCAUUAUUGGUAAUUGUAAUAAUCAGGUUAAAUUCAGUGAAUUAACUGUUGACAUGUUCCGGAUGUUGCAAGCCUUGGAGAGGGAGCCAAUGAAUUUAGCAUCCCAGAUGAAUAAACCAGGAAUCCAGGAAUCAGCUGACAAACCUGCCAGACGAGAAAACCCCCACAAGUAUCUGCUCUACAAACCAACCUUCAGCCAGCUGUAUACUUUCUUAGCAGCAUCUUUUAAGGAGCUGCCUGCCAAUAGUGUGCUUCUGAUUUACCUGUCAGCCACUGGCGUUUUCCCCACAGGUCGUUCUGAUGGUGAAGGUCCUUACGACUUUGGAGGUGUACUUACUAAUAGUAACCGGGACAUUAUAAAUGGAGAUGCAAUCCACAAACGAAAUCAGUCCCACAAGGAAAUGCACUGCCUUCAUCCUGGAGACCUCUAUCCAUUCACAAGGAAACCCAUGUUCAUCAUCGUGGACUCCUCCAAUAGUGUUGCCUAUAAGAAUUUCACAAACUUAUUUGGACAGCCACUCGUCUGCUUGCUUUCUCCCACGGCAUAUCCAAAAGCUUUGCAAGAUCAGUCUCAGCGAGGUAGCCUCUUCACUCUCUUUUUGAACAAUCCUCUAAUGGCCUUCCUAUUUGUGUCUGGAUUGUCAAGCAUGCGUAGAGGCCUGUGGGAAAAGUGUCAAGAAUAUCUUCGAAAAAUCAACCGUGAUAUUGCCCAGCUACUGACCCAUUCACGUUCCAUAGAUCAGGCCUUUCUCCAGUUUUUUGGAGAUGAGUUUCUUCGAUUGCUUCUCACAAGGUUUGUCUUCUGUUCAGCCACCAUGAGGAUGCACAAGGCCUUUCGGGAAACUCGAAAUUACCCAGAAUCCUACCCACAACUGCCAAGGGAUGAAACUGUUGAGAAUCCUCACCUUCAGAAGCAUAUUUUAGAAUUGGCCUCCAUUCUGGAUGUUCGGAACAUCUUCUUUGAGAAUUCUAUGGACGACUAUUAAAACCCUCUUGUUUAACAGUUUUCAUCUUCCACAGGUUUUAAACGGUGCAGUUUUUAUGUAAUGACAGAGACCGUUACUCAGUUUUUUGUUUUUGUUUGGUUUGGUUUUUUGUGUAAAUUUAGGAACUACCAUUUUAAAGGCAAACUGAAAAAAAGUUCAAACUUUUAGGAUAACUUUUAAAAUAUAAUUUUUCAAGUCUUUUAAAGUCUCAAUCUUGAAAUUUUUAUUUUUUGGUUUUGAAAUUAGAUACUUACCUCCAACAUCUAAUCCUACAUUCAGAUAGGUACUAUUGCCUCCCUAAGAAGAAUAAAUUGUUUAUUUUUACAUAAUGAGAAUAAUCCAAAAGUUAAAUUUUCAAUUGGAAUUUUGAGGUUACAGAGCUUACUUAGAAUGUGAAUAUAUUAUCAUGAGAUUUGUUUGUAUAUUGUAUUUUCUUUGUGGUCUUGAAUGCUGGAAAUAUAAAGGAAAAUACUUCUAAAUAUUUCAGCCAAAAAAUCAAGUCGGUGGUUUCAUAAUCCUGUACUAUCUCCAGUAGGAUUUCUACAUAGACUAUUCAUUAGCAAUAUCAGGCUUUAAAUUGUAUCUUGAUGGAUUCAUUGGUAUACUCACUGCACAGUUCCUAAUUCUUUUUCAUAUUCGAGUUUCCAAGGCAUCAAUGUCAGAUACUGUCAAUGUGAAUUGAGGAUAACUGGUUUACUGGAAAGUAAAUUGUGAGUUGGUUUUACAUUUGACAAUUUGGAAGUAAGAUAUUAAAACUCCCUAUGUUUUGUUA
This is a messenger RNA of Peromyscus leucopus (white-footed mouse), 2730 nucleotides long. It is a transcript of the gene Scai, whose product is annotated as suppressor of cancer cell invasion. Gene Ontology annotation, molecular function: transcription corepressor activity. NCBI's taxonomy places the organism in Eukaryota, Metazoa, Chordata, Mammalia, Rodentia, Cricetidae. Bases 138 to 1958 code for a protein of 606 amino acids. Gene Ontology annotation, cellular component: nucleus. Gene Ontology annotation, biological process: DNA-templated transcription. The transcript has 18 exons. The record is from RefSeq and is a predicted model, not a curated record.